This is a messenger RNA of Sceloporus undulatus (fence lizard), 3383 nucleotides long. RefSeq names its product sprouty RTK signaling antagonist 4 (gene SPRY4). Gene Ontology annotation, biological process: negative regulation of MAP kinase activity; animal organ development; multicellular organism development. Lineage: Eukaryota; Metazoa; Chordata; Lepidosauria; Squamata; Phrynosomatidae. The record is from RefSeq and is a predicted model, not a curated record. Gene Ontology annotation, cellular component: cytosol; membrane. Bases 298 to 1209 code for a protein of 303 amino acids. The transcript is spliced from 2 exons.
GCGGCGGCUGACAGCGCUGCUGCUGCGCUUGCUGCAGGUCUCUUUCCCUGAGAAGCCAGGGAAGGGAGGGAAAGGGAGGAGGGCUUCCAGCUCCCCCUUGUUAUUACUAUUAUUAUUUAUGUAUCAUCAUCAUCAUCAUCAACGUCAUUAUUAUUGGUUGACUGACUCCUCGCCUCGCAGGUCCACCCGCCCAGCUCGGAUUUAGGAUUAACUCGCCGGGUGAGAGAUGAUCCGGACUGGAUUAUUCCAGGACCCUUAAGAGCAGUCUUUCCUGGUGCUAAAAGACAGCCUUGAGCCAUGGAGACUCGGACGCCCCACAGCCACACCGUGGUUCCCAGUGCCACCAUAGUGCAACCUCUCCUGGACAGCCGGAUCCCCUAUGGCAGGCUCCAGCAUCCCCUGACCAUCCUACCGAUUGACCAAAUGAAGACCUCACAUAUUGAGAAUGACUACAUUGACAAUCCCACCAUGGUCCAGAUGGCUGCUCAAAAACACCCUCAGGGCCACCACGAAGCCACCCACCCACCCCGAUGUGAGCCGGACGUCACCCAUCCAUGGAUCUCUUUCAGUGGUCGGCCCAGCUCCAUCAGCAGCAGCAGCAGCACCUCUUCGGAUCAAAGGCUUUUGGAUCACAUGGUGCCGGCUCCAGUGGUAGACCAGUCCUCCUCUUCCUCCUCUUCUUCCCCAAGGCCUAUUAGGAUACAGCCCAAGGCCAUUAACUGCAAGCCCCUGGAUCUGAAAGGGCCACCCACCCCUCAGGAACUGGACAAGCAUUUUCUGUUGUGUGAAGCCUGUGGGAAGUGCAAGUGCAAGGACUGUGCUCUACCCAGGACUUUGCCCUCCUGUUGGGUCUGCAACCAGGCCUGCCUGUGCUCGGCCCAGAACCUGGUCAAUUACUCCACCUGCAUGUGCCUGGUCAAAGGUGUCUUCUACCACUGCACCAAUGAGGAUGAUGAGGGCUCCUGUGCGGACCACCCUUGCUCUUGCUCCCAUUCGAACUGCUGUGCCCGCUGGUCUUUCAUGGGUGCCCUCUCCCUGGUCCUUCCAUGUUUGCUCUGCUACCUGCCGGCCACUGGCUGCGUGAAGCUGUCGCAGCGCUGCUAUGACCAAGUGAGUCGGCCCGGGUGCCGGUGUAAAAACACAAACAGCGUGAUUUGUAAACCAUCCCCUGACAAGAAAGUUGGCAGCAGACCAGAGAAGCCAUUUUGAUCUCUGGGGAGACUGAGUCGCGGGUGGGAAAGUGUAGAAAAACACGGCAGGAAGAGAGUUUCAUAACCUGUGUUGCCAGGAGAAUGUAUGUCAGCCUUUUUUUGCUUUCAACAAACAAAGAAAACAAAAUGUCUUUCCAGGAACUGAAGCACUUUGGAAUAUUCAGGGUUGUGGAAGUGGUGUGAUCCAUAGUCAUACAGCAGAGCGCUGAAGGCUGUGUUUAAAUAUUUUGCAGAGGAAAGGCAGACAUUUGCUCCAUAGGGCAAGUGGUGGGCUGUAUCUGUUCUGGUUUUUAGUGAUGACCAUGUGCUAAGUCUACAUACUGCAAAGAUAAUUAACCAAUAGGCUUGGCAGGUACCUCUAGCUGGAACAAGGAUAUUUAGUUCAGGGGUCCCUUUGUUUUACAUUUUAUUUUUACUAGUAGGCUGGUGGCAGGAAGAGGUUAAAUUUCUCAACACUUUAACAAGAGCAUUUGCCUUCCCCAUUAAGUAAAACAUACACAGAGAGAAUGUGUUUCUAUAUAUUGUGCAAGUUCUUUUGGCUGACCUCUGUAAUUCUGACUUGGUUCAUAGAAAUCCCUAUUAUGACCUCCUUGGUACAGCUAUAAGCCACUGAGGCACAGCUAUGCGAUCUGAAAAAAAGUAGCAACUGUACCAGUUCCUCUUUUAUAAAAAUAUAUUUAGAAACUCCUUUCUUCCCCCUUUUUAUUUUCUAAGCAUAAACAAAAAUGUAUCCUAAUGAAUAGCUAUAAUGGCAUGCUCUAUUCCUUGUCCAACCUCAUCUGCUUUUAUGAAAGACAAUGGGGCAGUGUGUGAGAGAGGGGGGAGGAGGGAGCGAUGAACCUCAUUUUGCCCAUGACUCCAAGAUCUCAAACAGGCAACCAGUUAGUGGAACAUAAUCCACUGACUUCAAUGGGGCUGACAACAAUAUAAGGCUUGAUUCUCAAAUGCUAUGCCAAGCCUUGAAGCUGAAGUUUGGUCAGUGAAGUUUCUACCAGUGGGAAUGUUUGGGGGUCUUGAGGCCCUACUUAGCAAUGCACUCAAGGUGCAGGUGGUUCUGAGCACACGUUUUGCAUCAGUGGAUUAUAUGGCAUGAUCAAACAGGUAAUUCAGGAUAUCACACAAACUAAGAUCUUCCUAAGGGGGGGAAGGAGUCUCACAAACAAUUUGAGAUUGAUGUUAAUUAUGAUGGAUAAAAUAAAGCUACACAUGCCUUUUAAAGCUUUUUUUUUUAAAACAACAAUCCUUACUUUGCCCAACCUCUACUUUGAACUUGAAUGGUCAGUGCAAAAACGAGCACAGUAUAUUUGUAUAUACGUUGGUUUGUUUUUUUUAAAUAGGCAUCAGUGCAACCUUGGGCUCCCAUGAAAGAUAGAUUUGUUUGGGAAGAAUCACAUUUGCUCAGUAUUUAAACUCAGAUUUACUGUUGCUGCUCAACUUUUUUGUUUCUUCUGUAUAAUAGCAUAUCUUUGUAAAUACAGGGAAAUUUCUCAGAUGUCUCCUUUAGUGCUAAAUACUUCGUGGCAAAACCAGGUUGGGGUGGGGGAGCAGGGAGAGACUAAAGGUGCACAGUUCUUACAGAUUGCCCAGUUACCUGCCUGUAAUGUGCUUCCUCAGCUUUGUACUUUGGGGAUGUGUUGGGUUACAAUUCCUAUAAUCUCCAGCCAACAUAGCCACUGGCCACCCUACCUGUGGAUGCUAGGGUUGCUGCAGCGCAACACACCUGGAGAGCACCAACCCAAGAAGGCAAAUCAAUAUGCUCAUACCUGACAUGGUUGUUUCAUGUAAGGCUGUUAAAUUUCAUUUGUUAGGACAAGUACUCCUAUUCAAGGCCAGUGCUGCAUUCACUUAAAACAGGUUUGGGAAUCUUGGAGCACUCUAUAUGUUGUUCAGAUACAACUCCCAGCAUUCCUUGCCAUCCACUGUGCUGGCGAUAGGGCUAACAGCAGCUGCAGCCCAAUAGCAGCUAGAAUUGCAGGCAUCUAGAUUCCCACUCCUAUCUUAAAGUGGAUUCACACUAUCUUCAUGACUACCAGAAGGUGCUAUACAGAAAACAAUGGCUCACUCAGGCUGCAUCUACACUCUAGAAUUCAUGCAGUUUGACACCGCUUUAACUGUCAUGGCUUAAUGCUAUGGAAUUUUGGGAUUGUACUUUUGAGAGAUAUUUUGGCCUGU